Messenger RNA from Trachemys scripta elegans, 2829 nucleotides. RefSeq names its product adhesion G protein-coupled receptor F3 (gene ADGRF3). The transcript has 13 exons. Gene Ontology annotation, cellular component: membrane. Gene Ontology annotation, biological process: cell surface receptor signaling pathway; G protein-coupled receptor signaling pathway. Gene Ontology annotation, molecular function: G protein-coupled receptor activity. The record is from RefSeq and is a predicted model, not a curated record. The coding region runs from base 1 to 2829 and encodes 942 amino acids. NCBI's taxonomy places the organism in Eukaryota, Metazoa, Chordata, Testudines, Emydidae.
AUGUACGCUGCCCAGAUCCAGCUGUUCCUCGGGGCAGUGCCUGGGCCUAGGCCACUCGCGGGCUCUGCGGGCAACAUCACAACCCUGGGCGUCAGCACUGAGUGCGGCCCGGUGCAGGGCGCCGGUCGGGAGUGCCGCUGCCUGCCAGGCUACGAGUGGAACGGCGUUGUCUGCGGCCAGUACGCCACCUGCGGGACCCUCCUCCUCUCCCCCUGCAGCUGUCUCCGCUGGACGGCCGAGAGCCCCGGAUACUGCCAGCCACCGCUCCCCAGCACCACAGCUGCCUCGCUGGGCGCGCGGGAGGCUUCCCGGAAGCGCUCCGAGACGCUGGCUUGCACUGCGAGCCCAACGUGGGGCUCCCAGCUAAUCCCAGCAGGGGGCGACCUCACCAUCUCCUUCAGCCUGGGGGCGGGGGCCACCGAGGUGACAUGGUACCUGCUCAGCCCCGACGGGAGCUUGGCAAGGGAGAUCCGCAAUGGGACACAGACGAUGCUGGUAACCAACGGCUCAGUGGCCGUCCUGAGAGUCAGCUCCAUCUCCGCGGACUGGGCAGGGGAGUACAUAUGCCGGUACGUCUAUGAGAACUCCCAGCUGCAGCUCAGACAGCAGGUCAGCGUCUCACUGGGCCCCGAAGACAUCGUCCCGACCCCGGCCCAGGUGUCCAUGAACUGCAGCUCCUCCGGCGGGAUUACCCUGCGGUGCUGUAUCAGGAACAGAGGCAAAGCCUAUCGAGUGUCCUGGGUCCCCGGCUCCAGAGCUCCAGCUGACCUGGUGGGUGACACGGACCCACUCUGCCAUUCCCUCCCCCUGGAGACCUGCCCCGCCCAGGACACCUCGUACCAGUGCGUGUUUGAGAGCGAGGGGCUGGGCGCGGCCCAGGCGGUGGUGACGGUGUCUGUAAUACAAGCUGGGGAUCCCUUCUGUCCCAGCAAUGACUCACAAGGCACGUGGACGGCUACCAAGGCAGGGCAGGUGGCCGAGAUCUCGUGUCCUGACAACAGAGCUGGGACAGUGCAGAGGAGCUGCUCUGCGGGAGGAGUCUGGGGAGAGGUGAUAACCAAGUGCACCCACGGGGAGCUCCUGGCUGGACUGCGCAGUGCUCAGCUGGUCCUGGCAGGGAUGGGCAACCCCCGGAGCGAGCUGGCGCGGCUGAUUGAGUGGCUGGGGGCGGAGACUCAGCCUGGACGGGGCUCUGUGAGCUCCGCCUCAGACCUGCUGGCUCUGGUGAUCACGGUGGACACCAUCUCCCGUAUUGCCGGGGACGCCGGCCUGCACCUCAGCAACAGCACCAUGGCCACUUUCCUGGCGGUCGUCAGCCAGAUGCUUGACUUCGAUCCCCAGGCCCUGUGGGCCAAGGCACAAGCUGACGUGCCCUCCGUGGCCUCCACGUUCCUGCAGUCCAUAGAGAACAUCACCAGGCGGCCGGUCCCCACGGACGGCAACUUCAGCUUCACCCUGCCCAACGUCGAGCUCCAAGGGGCCGUGUUCGGUCCGGAUUCGCUGACUGACUACAGCAAAACCUUCCAUGGGCAGCCCCUGCUCCAAGCCCACAUCAGCCAGGAAGUGCUGGAGCAGCUGGUGCAGCUGGGGGCCAACGUCACCGUGACCAGCAUGGCGCUGAAGAUGCUGGGCGGACUCCUGCCUGCGAACUACGGCCCAGGGCUGGGCAGCUCCAGCUACGUCCUCGGCAGCCCGCUGUUGUCCAGCAGCAUCAUGUCCCACAACGGGAGCGUGAGCCAGGCAGAGAUCGCCAUGACCUUUGGUCACAGGAACGAGAGGCCCCAGUGCGUGUUCUGGGACCAUGGCUUGUUCCAAGGGGAAGGAGGCUGGUCCUCCCAGGGAUGCCAAACCUCUGGCACAGGCACCACUACCAAGUGCACCUGCCAGCACCUGACCUCCUUCUCCGUCCUCAUGUCCAUCCAUAGCAUCACGGAUAGCUUUUGGCUGGACUUCCUGAGCCAGUUCGGGGUCUGCGCUUCCAUCCUGGCCCUGAUCCUCUGCUUGGGGAUCUACUACCUGGUCUGGCGGUUGGUGGUCAGGAAUAAGAUCUCUUACUUCCGCUACAUGACUCUGGUCAACAUCGCCCUGUCCCUGCUGAUGGCCAACGCGUGGUUCCUGGGCUCCACCUGGAUGACCCCGAGCCACGAGAACGAGCUCUGCGUGGCUGCCACGUUCUUCACGCACUUCUUCUACCUGGCCAUGUUCUUCUGGAUGCUCGUCCAAGCCCUCAUGCUUUUCCACCACCUGGUGUUCGUCUUUCACCAGCUGGCCAGAGCCUCCGUCACGCCUCUCCUGGUGACCAUCGGGUACCUGUGCCCACUCCUCAUUGCUGCCGCUGACAUAGCUGUUUACUACCCCAAGCGGGGCUACGUCCAGGCCACGGCCUGUUGGCUCAACGGGCACAAUGGGGCGAUUUACGCCUUCUCUGUGCCUGUCCUGGUCAUUGUCCUGGUCAACGUGCUGAUCCUUUUCGUGGUGGUGAUGAAGCUGAUGAGGCCGUCGUUGUCCGAGGGACCUAAGGGAGAAGAGAGGAAGACCCUGAUCAGCAUUCUCAAAGCCCUGCUCAUCCUGACGCCCAUCUUCGGCCUGACCUGGGGGCUGGGGGUUAUCACCAUGACAAGCAAGAGCUCUGACUUGUCCCAUUACGUGUUCGCCGCCCUGAACUCAUUUCAGGGUGUCUCCAUCCUGGUCUUUGGCUGCCUCAUGGACAAGAAGGUGCGGGACGCUCUGCUCGAACGCAUCCAGAAAGAGCUCACCUCCGUGGCUACCACCGCUCAGCCACACAAGGUGCGGCAGGUUCAAGGCAAGGCAGUCGUCCAGGCUGAAUAG